Caenorhabditis elegans is the source of this 2980-nucleotide messenger RNA. It is a transcript of the gene T22B2.1, whose product is annotated as RING-type domain-containing protein. NCBI's taxonomy places the organism in Eukaryota, Metazoa, Nematoda, Chromadorea, Rhabditida, Rhabditidae. The transcript is spliced from 7 exons. Bases 31 to 2898 code for a protein of 955 amino acids. The record is from RefSeq and is marked reviewed.
UUUUCAGUCCACCUCACACUAACUAUCAUCAUGUUCAUCGACCCAGUCGAGUUUUUCAUGAUCUCCUCAACUUCUUUGAAGAAACUGAUCUGCCACUACUUUCCAAAGGAACUUCUUCCAACAAAGUGGGAAUGCACGGAUAAGAAUCCACUGAAGAACAUUCAAAAUCUCAUCGACGCCUCCAACGGAAAACUGAUGGUGUACGGUUCCGCAAGAGAGAUCUACGAUAACUUGAACUUGUUCCGUCGUUUUCCUGGAAGUCACCAUAAAUUUCAAUUUGAUACGACCGAGGUCUACACAAAAGAGCCGAUCUUCUACCAGAGUAUGAAGCGAAUUCCCUAUAUCUACAAGCAAGAUUAUUUUGUGAUCCUUCAAUCGAUUAUUUCUACAAGUCCAUUGAGAAAAUUUGAGACGGAAUUUUCAUUAGCCACUAUUACGGCUUAUCUGAAAAUGAAAGAGCUUUCACUACCUGCUCUAAACGAAAUGGUCCCAUAUUGUGCUGUAAGUGCAGCCCUGCUACAAACCGGAAUUCAGGACAUUCAACAUAAAUUCAACGAUUAUCUUGAAAAUCCGCUGUUGCAAUUGGAGUUCAAGAAGCAUACCUUUGAGGAGUUGUUUGUACAAUGGAAGCAGAUAAAUCCACUUUUUGAAAUGGAAAGCAUUCACGAUUCGUUACAAGAUUUGCUGAAGAAAUUCAUUGCCAGAAAUCCAAUAAGAGACAAUGAGGAUGUCUUCAAAAGAGUGUUUGCGUGGAGUCAGCUCGUCGUCCUCCAACUGGACAUAUUCGUCAGAGACUGUGAAACGUUGUUCAAGCCCAAACCCUCAACGAAACCAAUUGUUCGCAUUUUCGACGAUAAACCAAACAAAUUGAUAAUGGCUUACGAACUUCUAGAUGCGAUGAAACAAGCACAAAUGGAUGUUUCAAAACUUGAAGAAGAAGUUCUCGAAAUGCCAGAAUUGUCUACAUUCACUUAUCAACAAGUGGCGAGUCGGAUUUCACCACAAGAUAUGCGAACGAUUGAGUUUGUGAUCACUCCAAUCACCGUUGCCAAGUAUGCAGCGACUCCAAUUCCAACUAUCAACAAAGGGGAAUAUUGCAUUCUGGCGUCGGAUUUCUUGUUCAAUCUUCUGGGAAAUAUGAUCACCGCCAAGAAAAUGUUUCAGAGAAUUGAGCCUUCUCAGCUGAAUGUGAUCCGAGAGUUUUUCAAUUUUGUCGAUAAUCAUUUUGACUUUACCUAUGGUAUUCAAUUUAUCGAUCUGGAACUCGUCGAAAUGAUCAACAGUGAAUUGGAUACUUUCCACAGAAUGCUUACAAUUUCUAGCAAAGGACCAAGUGACAUUCGUGAUAGGCAACAGGAGGGAUUUACAAAAACCGAUUUGUCAAAUGAACUCAAGCAUCUGAAGCUCGACUUGAUCUUCCCAGAAAUUUGUGAGCUUUCUGAGUUUUACUUUGUGCAUUUGACAAAAACGCUGAAAAUUGAAAAGCUGUCAACAUCUGAUGUUUACGGAAUAGUUGAGCAUCUUCAAAUUGAUUGCCUUGCUCGGAGAUUUCCAAAACUGGCUGAGUUCAUUCACAGUCAACUUGUGUGCUCUCGAAUCUUUGGUUACCAAUGUCAAAAAUGCUUUCAACCAAAGGAACCAAAAGUCGCUGGAGUGGAAGCAGUUGAAAUCGAGUCCAAAAAAGAAUUAACAAUUGACGAUUCUGCUGAAACAAUGAAAAGGAAGAUUACAUUGGAAUUCGCAAAUAAGGUUAAAGAAACUCUAGCACAGCUCUCUGAUUUGAAAAAUGAAAAGCCCAAGAAGUCCAAAAAGCAGAAGCCAUCUCAACAAUUAGUUCCUGAAAAAGUAAAAAGUAACCCAGAUCCGUGCCAAAAAUGCUUCAGAACCAGCGAGUAUCACAAUAAAACUAAAGAAGACUUUCGAUUGGAAAAAAUCGAGACAAAACGGCUCAGAAAAGCAUUGAAGGAAAGUCAGAAAGAGAGCGAAGAGAAAUCACAAAAUAUUGCCGAGAAAGAUCAGGAAAUGUUGCUUUUAAAAGAACACGUAGAAUCAAUUCAACGAGAGUUUCUCAAGUACAAAUCUGAUAUGAAUAACGUGAAUAAUGAAACAAUUCGCCUUCAGACUACGCAACUUCUAGAACAUCAACAGGCUCUAGCACAAAAAUCGUUAGAGGUUAUUGAACAAAAGGAUGAAAUUCUACAUUUGAAAGCGCAGAAUCAGUCUCAACAAACUGUAAUUGCUCAGCAAGAAAAAUCGAUUAAAAGCCUGAAGGAAAAAAGUCAGCAACUUGAAGAAAAACGUUCCAUAACCAACAAUACUCAAAGAUUACUUGAAGAAACUGAAAUCAUUCAUAAAAUUUUAGUCGAUACUCUGAAAGCUCAGGAAAUUUUUGAGUCAGAGAGUCCACUGAACAAGAUAACUGUCAUGACCUCAAGAAUUUGCGAAACGUCACAGGAUCCGGAAACCAAGAGCAUUGCUAAACGUGAAUUCAGAUACUUUGCACGUCAAAUUGAAGGCUAUAGAAGGUCUCUGAAGAAGCGAAUCAACUCGAUGAAAAAUGAAACAAUCAGAAGCGACGAUAUUCCAGAGCUCCGAGAGUUUCCAACAUUCUCUGAUGAAUUUGUGAAAGCUUAUAAAGACACGUUGAAAAAAGAUGCUCCACUUAUCUGUGCUCCACUGCUCAAACUUCCAGAGACAAUUAAAUCAGAUGAACUUGACGAUAAGGAAUGCCUAGUUUGUCUGGAAGAUAUGGUUAAGAAUCAGGAUACCGUGAAGUGCUCGACAUGUAAACGCCAAUAUCACACCACUUGUGUUCAAAAAUGGUUCAAAAUCAAGCGAAUUUGUCCAACUUGUAAUGCGGGACUUUUGGAUGAAAACGAGUUCCCAGCACUCUCCUGAUAUUUCUGUGAUAUUUUCUGAACAGUAUUUUUUGUUGUUGUUUGUGUCUUGCUUCUCAUAAUAAAUAAUAAAUUUUUAAAAA